UAGAGUUCGUCGUGUUACGAUUUAAAUUUUAAAUUAGGACAUAAAUAUAUAAGAAUAGUACUUGUUGGCUUGUGGUGUACAAAAAUGGCGUUCCUCGAAGGACCAUCACUAAAACAGGCGGAAAUGAUCAAACUGGAGCUUGGAGAAGGACCAGGAGAGCUAGAGAGGGGGGUCAGGGACCUGCGUAGUAUGUGUGCGGCCAACCCUUACUUGCCACAACCAGAAUCUUUAGAUACACACUUGCUAGAAUCAUUCCUACGGGGCUGUCGCAUGGACUUCGAGAGGGCUCGCAAAAAACUAGAAACAUUUUGCUAUGCGCGCUCACGUUUCAGGGAUCUGUAUGAAUACCGCUCCGUCACCGAGCCGCCACUCAACGAAGUAUGCAAAUUUUUAGACAUAGUUCCUCUACCUAAGCUGACCGACGAGGGCCUUCGCGUGACCAUAUUCAGGGUGAGACCGAACUAUCCAGAGAACGCAACUGACAUAACGGCUGCUGUUAGAGCCAUUCUUCUCAUUAGUGAUGUCCGCAUGCACGAUGAGACGCUCAUCGCGGGUGAUGUGUUCAUUUGGGAGGCUUCACAUGUACGUGCAUCGAUAGCGGCCCGCGUGGCUGCAGCAGCCGGCACUGUACGUCGCAGCAUACAACUCGCUCAAGCAGCAUACCCACAACGUAUGCGACGAAUACAUGUAGUCGGAGCUCCUUCCCUUGUCGCCUCUUCACUACACCUCAUGCGCUCUUGCGUCAACGAGAAAAUCAGGAAAAGGUAUUACUUGCAUUCAAAAACUGAAGAGUUAUUGGAUCAUUUUCCGACUCGAGUAUUGCCCGUCGAGUGGGGUGGUGAAGAGGAGUCCAUCGAAAUUCUUAAUAAGAAAUGGCGACGCCGCGUCGACGAAGUGCGAGACUACCUUCGCUAUCUCGGCGAGCUCUGUGAUGUCACUCCGGACGUUUCGUACGACGCAGAUAUUUAUGGCGCUGUUGGUUCUUUCAGAAAACUCGAUAUCGAUUAAUGUACUUUAAUAUAAAUAAUUAUAUAAUAAAAAACAGUGUUUUGACGGAAUGUUUUUGUGAAUGAAAAUUGAAUUAAUAUUUUUUUUAUAUAAAUGCUUCGUUUGUUAAAAUGUGAAAAUAGUGGAUAAUAUAUUCAUCCAAAAAACUUGUAGGUAAAACCGAUCCAGUAGGAUUAGAAAUAUUUAAAUUUUACAACACCGUGCGCGGUGAGACGGCUUGCGUUUCGUCUUAGUUUAAUUUGUAAGAUUAAAUUUAAUUAGAUCUAAUUUAAUAUUAUGUAAAAAAUAAUCCAUUUGGUUUUUUUUUAAAGGAUAAAAUAAUGCGAUGUAUUUAUUGUUAUCAGUUUUUAUAUAAAUUCACCUAAUCAUGAUUCCUAUGUAUCAAUACUAACAACUGAACUUAAAACCAGUUCCACUAAACCGUGGACCUUUGCACUCAAUAUCUAUGCUGGUGACAAUUUACCAGUUUACACUUCCAUACAAGCAACACCAAAUAUACUUUGACAUACCAGCUUUCAUUCUUAUUCCAACUUCCAACAUUAUUAUAAAAAAUUUGAAGUCAUCUAACAUUUAUAUACUUUGGCGACACCUGUACCAAUUAAUCGCUGCACCGGGACCUUUAUUCGCGUAGCUAAGCUACUGAUUGGUACAAAAUAUAAUUCAAUUUAGUAAAUGGAAGAAAUGAAAGCUUGGUAUAAUAUCUAUUUUUUUAAAUAUAAAUCAUAUUAUACCUACUCAAGUUCACAAAACCGCUGAAUAAUGCAUCGUAAUAUUUCAUUUCAAACAAGUUUUAUAACUGUGUUCAUUCAAGUCACAAUCAUAAAUAUUCUUUAAGAAAAUACAAAAUUUGUUAUUUUAGAUAUUACUUCAAAUAAAUUUUUAAGUUCUCAUAUUAUAUUUUCAUUAUAUUUCUAUUGCUUACAAUGCACAAGCCGUUUGUAUUAAGAUCGCUGUCGUAAUUCUCGUACGUAUGUACUUAAACUUUAAUAUUACUAUAUCUAUUAUUUAGAUUAUAAAGAAUGCAAAAGUUAGUUUUUAAACAAUAUUAUAUAGUAAAUAUCAUAUGAUUUUAUUAUUUAC
Molecule: messenger RNA, 2088 nt
Organism: Nymphalis io (European peacock)
Lineage: Eukaryota; Metazoa; Arthropoda; Insecta; Lepidoptera; Nymphalidae
Product: alpha-tocopherol transfer protein-like
Exons: 5
Coding region: 85-1008 (307 amino acids)
Cellular component (GO): membrane
Molecular function (GO): phosphatidylinositol bisphosphate binding
Source: RefSeq, a predicted model, not a curated record